This is a messenger RNA of Knipowitschia caucasica, 420 nucleotides long. NCBI's taxonomy places the organism in Eukaryota, Metazoa, Chordata, Actinopteri, Gobiiformes, Gobiidae. The record is from the annotation of a GenBank genome assembly.
AUGGCUGCUGCCCUCCUCGCUCUGCUCUUGGCCUCUGUCUCGCUGGGGACUGGACGAGCUGCGUGUGCAUUUGACCCAACCUGUGAGGACGACUGGAGUAAGUUUGAGUCUCACUGUUAUCAGUUCUUUGAUCGGAAAUCCUCCUGGACGGGUGCAGAGGACGCCUGCCAGCUCCUCGGGGCACACCUGGCCUCGGUCCACAGUCUGGAUGAGAAUGAUUUUUUAUAUCAACUGAUCAUUAAGAAAACUGGUUACAACACGAUGACGUGGCUCGGAGGGAGGAACACGCACACGCCAGACAACCUUAAAAACCGGGAACACCAUCUCUUCAUCAACCAUUUGAGAGAAAAGAAAUGGGGAGAUUACCCAGAAUCCUAUUCUCUGAGAUACGUCUGCGCCAAAAAACUGACACCGGUGUAA